Molecule: messenger RNA, 627 nt
Organism: Fusarium coffeatum
Lineage: Eukaryota; Fungi; Ascomycota; Sordariomycetes; Hypocreales; Nectriaceae
Exons: 5
Coding region: 1-627 (208 amino acids)
Biological process (GO): translational initiation
Cellular component (GO): eukaryotic 43S preinitiation complex
Molecular function (GO): ribosomal small subunit binding; translation initiation factor activity; RNA binding
Source: RefSeq, a predicted model, not a curated record
AUGAACAGCUCUCACCGUGCUUCCCCCCCGUGCAGGGCUCCCACCAAAGCAAAGCCUAAAGGACUUACUCAUCUUUGCCCCUCCCCCUUCUACCAAACUCCCGCCUCUUUCUUCUCCCUACAACGUCACCAACACAAAUACCCGCAACUCUCAAAGACUUUGCACUUCGCAAAUCGUCGCAAGACAUAUCCAUCGCUCGUCUUCCACCCUUCGGUCGCUGAACACAUCCUCAACCCUUUCACAAAACCCAUUUCCCAAGGUCACCCCAGUACCUCCGAGUUUAUGUCCAUCGAAAAUCUCAAGACCUACGACCCCUUCGCCGAAGCCGACGAGGACACCGGAGAAACCAAGCAGACGCAGAAUUACAUCCAUAUACGCAUUCAGCAGCGUAAUGGACGUAAGACUUUGACCACUGUUCAGGGUCUCCCCAAGAAGUUUGACCAGAAGAAGAUUCUCAAGGUCAUCAAGAAGAAGUUUGCCUGCAAUGGCACCAUUGUCAACGACUCCGAGAUGGGAGAGGUGAUCCAGCUCCAGGGUGAUCAGCGCAAAGAUGUUCAGGAAUUUCUUGUUGACAAGAAGGAAGGCCUGGAGCUAGAUGCCAAGACCAUUAAGGUCCACGGUUUCUAA